UAUUUGAUCCCACUUUUUUCUCUCCUCCCUUCCUCAAACGCAAUUAUCGCCCCCCACUUUCUCCCACCCUCUCAAGAAAUUCCCCCCCAAAACUCAGAUCCAAAAUUUUCAAAAAAAAGAAAGAAAAAGAAAAACUACUUUUCUUCCCCUUCCUUUUCUCUCUACACUGUUCAAAAAUUCGAAAAUGGCGACGACGAAGACUCCUUCGACUCGCGAGGAACACGUCUACAUGGCAAAGCUGGCCGAGCAAGCCGAACGCUACGACGAGAUGGUCGAGUUUAUGGAGAAAGUAUCGGCUUGCGCCGAAAACGAGGAACUCAGCGUCGGGGAACGGAACCUCCUCUCCGUCGCUUACAAGAACGUCAUCGGUGCCCGCCGUGCUUCGUGGCGGAUCAUCUCUUCCAUCGAGCAGAAAGAGGAGAGCCGCGGUAAUGAGGAACACGUCGCGAAAAUCCGUGAUUAUCGCGCAAAGAUUGAGUCCGAGCUCUCCUCGAUCAGUGACGGGAUCUUGAAGCUCCUUGACAAAAGGCUUAUCCCUGCGGCUUCCGCUGCAGAGUCCAAGGUCUUCUAUCUUAAGAUGAAGGGAGAUUAUCAUAGGUAUUUGGCUGAGUUCAAGGCUGGAGCCGAACGCAAGGAAGCUGCUGAGAGUACUCUUUCUGCCUACAAAUCUGCUCAAGACAUUGCCACCGCCGAGUUACCGCCAACUCACCCUAUUCGACUCGGAUUGGCACUCAAUUUUUCUGUUUUCUACUACGAGAUUCUCAAUUCUCCCGAUCGUGCUUGCAACCUCGCCAAACAGGCAUUUGAUGAAGCAAUAGCAGAAUUGGAUACUCUAGGCGAGGAAUCAUACAAAGACAGCACCCUUAUCAUGCAACUCCUCCGUGACAAUCUCACUCUCUGGACCUCCGACUUGCAGGAUGAUGGAGCUGAUGAGAUUAAAGAAGCAGCGAAGCAGGAGGAAGAGGAGAAGCAGCCAAAGCAGUAGCGACAAGAAGUGAGACUCUGCUGCGCUUUCUUUUCUAUUACAAUUUACCAAUUUAGGGUUUUUAAAUCAAAAUUAAACUUUUGUUAUCUCUUUGCUAUCAAAUAUUUUAGGCAAUUAUUGUCUCUGUUUUUAUGUGUUAUUUAUUUUUUGCUUAAUUUCUGUAAUUGAAAAUUAAUUGUUUUGUGUUAA
Gossypium arboreum is the source of this 1174-nucleotide messenger RNA. RefSeq names its product 14-3-3-like protein. NCBI's taxonomy places the organism in Eukaryota, Viridiplantae, Streptophyta, Magnoliopsida, Malvales, Malvaceae. Bases 185 to 985 code for a protein of 266 amino acids. Gene Ontology annotation, cellular component: cytoplasm. Gene Ontology annotation, biological process: signal transduction. The record is from RefSeq and is a predicted model, not a curated record. The transcript has 4 exons.